AUGAGAUACGCACCCGAAUUCAAGAAAUCGCCCUCGCACCUCCUAAAGAAAUUUGCAGUGUGCGACAUUCCUCUCUACGACAUCUGUGACUACAACGUCACCAGGGACCGCUGCAAGGAGCUAGGCUGCUGCUUUUACAAAGGCGUGUGCUACGAGAAGGCGGUGCCCAUCUACGUGCAGGUCUUCUCUGCCUUGAUCGUGGUCAUCGCUGGGGCCUUCGUCAUCACUAUCAUCUACAGGGUUGUUCAAGAGAACAGGAGAGAAAAGGAAGUGCCCACAGACGUCCCUCCAUCUCCCAAGUCCAGCAUGAAAGAAGAGACGGCGCCGUCAGGCGAGGAGGAAGCCUCCAAGCCCACGAGCUCAGAGCCGCAGACCGAGAGCGAGAGCGUCAGGGAGGGGGACACCUCCCUGACCAUCAUGGCAGACACUGACGACUGA
This is a messenger RNA of Neogale vison (American mink), 438 nucleotides long. RefSeq names its product testis expressed 29 (gene TEX29). The coding region runs from base 1 to 438 and encodes 145 amino acids. NCBI's taxonomy places the organism in Eukaryota, Metazoa, Chordata, Mammalia, Carnivora, Mustelidae. The record is from RefSeq and is a predicted model, not a curated record. The transcript is spliced from 5 exons.